UUUUAUUAUCUUUCCUUUUUUUUCUUUCUUUCCCUCUCUCAACAUCUCUUCCCCUCUUUACUUCCUUCCUCUCUCCCUUUCCUUUUCCCAUCUAUUCUCUCUGACUCUUUUUUUUUUUUGAUUUUCAUGAGUCCAAGAGUCUUUUUUAAGCAGAUGAUUCUGAAAUCUAUAUAUCCAUUCCCAAUUUCUGAUGCUUCAUUUCAGUUCUCUAUCUUCAGGUCCCUCCUGGAUAUCUCAUGUCAUAGGCAUCUGAAACUAGACAUGCUUUCCAUUUCUAACUCCAUUUUAUGCCCGUUUGCUAAACUGCUAAACUUAUGCCUCUUGGAAAGGUUCCUAUUUCUACCUGCUCCCCAAAUCACUAAGGUUCAAACCUUAGAGAAAGAGAAGGCAAAAAGGAUGAGGUUGGGCGCAGAAAGGAAGCAGGUCACAAGAAUGACAAAGAAGGGGAGAGAAGAGAAGGAAGGUGGAGAAAAGUUGGAGGGGGGGGAGGAUCAGGAGGUCGUAAAAGAGGAUGGGAAGAGAAGAGAGGGAAGGAAAAAGAAGAGGAAGGGGGAGGAAAGAAGGGAAGGAGAAAGAUGAAGGGGAGAGGAGAACGAAGAAAGAAAAGGAAUGAGGAGAAAGAAGAAAGGGAAUAAAAUGGAGAGAGGGGAGGGAAGGGUAAAGGAGAGUGAGAAAGGGAAUGAAGAGGGAGGGGAAGGGAAGGCGAGAAAGAGAAUGAGGAAGGAGGGAUGGGAAGGGGAAGAUGAAGAGAAAAAGGGAACGGGGAGGAAAGGAGAGGGGGAAGGAGAUGAGAGGAGAAAGAGGAAGAGGAGGGGAAUAAGGAAGAAGGGGAGGAGAAAGAGGAAGAGCAGGAUGUAAAUAAAGCAGUGAUAGGGCUGUUGCUGGUGGUUCCUGGGGAGAUGACAGCUGGCCCUCCCAAAAUGAGGGAAGGAGCACAUAGCUGUAUGGUCUUCUGGGUAGCCUAGCUCCCAGAGCGUGAGCCCAAAGCUCAGAUCCGGUCGUGAGAGCCACGGCCUCCGCCCCUUCCUCUUCUCCCCUGCUGAGUCUCCCCCUCCCCCCUCUCUUCUGGUCUGACUCCACCGAGAGAUCGAACCGAAGUAAGCCCCAGGAAGGAAGCCGCGGUGGCGACGGCGGAACUACGACAUCAGCAGCCCCUUAGCUUCGGCGAAGGCAAGCCGCGAGCAGGAGCCGGAAGCCGAGCCGGCGAGCCAGACGAGGGCGGGGCCCGGAAUGAGCGAAGCCGCCUCCCGGGCGGGGCGUGUGAGGUGAAAAAGCCGUCCGUCCCCGCCUCGGGACCACUCAGGAGCCGGUGGGCACGAAGAGAGCAACACAAUGUCAGCGCCGGCGGCCAAAGUCAGCAAAAAGGAGCUCACCACCAACCACAAGGAAGCCCUUGAGACCUUGGAAAAAGAGCAACAAGAAGCGGUUGAACGGAUUGAUGAAGUGCAGAAUGAAAUAGACAAACUGAAUGAACAAGCCAGUGCGGAAAUUUUGAAAGUAGAACAAAACUAUAACCAGCUCCGCCAGCCUUUCUUCCAGAAAAGGUCAGAGUGGAUCGCCAAAAUACCGGACUUCUGGGUGACCACCCUUAUCAGCCACCCGCAGCUGUCCUCGCUGCUAGGGGAGGAAGAUGAGGAAGCCCUGCAUCAUUUGACCAGGAUUGAAGUGAUAGAGUUCGAAGACGUGAAAUCGGGUUACAGAAUAGAUUUUUAUUUUGAGGAAAACCCCUACUUUGAAAAUAAAGUGAUCUCCAAAGAAUUUCAUCUUGAUGAAAGUGGAGAUCUGGCUUCAAAGUCAACUGAAAUCCAGUGGAAAUCUGGGAAGGACUUGACCACGCGCCCUUGUCAGAUCCUGAAUAAAGGUGGCCGCAAAAGGCUUCGAGAAGAGCCUGACAGCUUUUUCACUUGGUUCACAGACCAUACUGAUGCAGGGGCAGAUGAGUUAGGGGAGCUCAUCAAAGAUGAUAUCUGGUUAAAUCCCCUACAGUACUACCUGGUAUCGGAUAUUGAUCAUGAAGAAGGGGAAGGAGAAGGAAAUGGUGAUGAGAUAGUAGGUUUGGAGGACAGUGAUGGGGAUGAAGAGGACAGCGAAGAAGAUGAAGAAGAUGAUGAUGAUGAGGAAGGUUUUCAACUGGAGACUGUCAUUUUUGAAAGGGCACCCUCCCUGGAACAAGGGUUCACCUCCAGCACCAAUCAAAAUUUUGGUUCCAUGACUGGGAUGUUCCUGAGACGACUUCUCCUCAGGUCUUUAUAGAAGUUGGCAGGGACUUCUGAAGCAUCUCUCCAAGCAGUUUAGGAAGCAAUUUCCUGAGGGGACCUAUUCCUGUCAGAAGAUUUCUGAAGAUGGACCUUGUUGGAUAUGGGGAUAAGUCACCCAAAUGCAGGAGAGUCUAAUGCUUAAUCUUAUCUUAAAGUUAUUUUAUCUUAAUCUUAAUGUUAUCAAUUGCUAUUGUGCUAGUUUUCUUGGUUUAUAUCUGUUGCUCCAGUCUUUGACCCAGCCCUGGCUUUUACACUUCUGCCUUAGGGACUGACCUCUCCAUCUCUCCAUCUCUCCAUCUUUCCCUCCCUCCCUCCCUCUCACCCUUCCUUCCUCCCUCCCUUCUCUCUCUCUCUCUCUCUCUCUCUCUCUCUCUCUCUCUCUCUCUCUCUCUCUCUCUCUCUCUCUCUCUCUCUCUCUCUUUUCUUUUCCUUAUCUCUGAUUCCUCCUGUUGUUACCUGUUCCUUUGAUUCUUCACUACUGACUAGAUGGCCACCCCCUUCCCCACACUCUGGGCCUUGUGCUAUGUACUCUCAGCUUCCUGGACAGAGAAUUCUUUAAUUCUGCUUGGGGAGGUGGUAGCCAAAGCAGGUCCUUCUGAGUAUUGAGUAUGCAAGAGACACCCACAGAGUGAAGAGAAUUCUGGGCCUCUGGCCCAUGGUCUCUAUGCCUCAAAGUCCCAUCCAAUGCCUGAACUUUCCAGGAAAUAUGCAUCCAUCCACUCCUGUCCUGGCUACUUGCCUUGUGGGACACUUUAGAGAAUGUCCCUUGCUUUCUCACAGGACAACCUUUCACUAACACUGACUACAAACAGGUCCAGUACACUGGGGCAAUGCUCAUUGAGGAUGGAUGGGUUGACUAUACAACCCCUUCCAAUAUAGGUGCUUUGAUGAGGGUUGGAACAAUGACUCUUCCCUUUAAUAUAACUCACACAUUAAAUAGAAAUUGUGCUGAGAAUUCUGCCAUUUUCAGUAAUGGAAGUACUGCGUACUCCUCCAUUUGAACAUACUGGUAUCCCAAUUUUACCAUCCAAAACUUGGGGAAUAGUUUUAAGAACUUUUCUAGCCUGACAACCCCUCCCAGACCCCCAGACUCAUGGUCUAUACUAGACACUCUAACCCAGGCUGACCUUAAACUGGGGAGGCUUGCACCCUGCAGUGAUUACAUGAGGUGUCCCCUUGGACUGCAGAUACCCUGAGCCAUUUAUUCUCUGGUUCCUCCUCCUCCUCCUGGACUUCAUGGUUAUAUGCCUUGCUUGUCCCCCCUUUCAUUCCUAUCAUCCUGAUAGUCGCAGGUAUCCUGAUAUGUGGCCCUUGUGUCUGUAACACUGUCACUUGUCUAGUUGCUCCUAGGGUAAAGGAAGCCACCAUGAUGCCACUGCAACCCUUAUGAUCUCUGCAACCUGGACUUCUGGACAACGAACACUGCAACUUUUCUCCCUCUCUCCUUAGGAGGAAGGGCCAGCUCUACAUCCCUUGUCAGCCUUGAAGAAGUUACAGAAGACUGACCAUCAUCCUCUUUCCCUUAGAAAUUCAAGAGGGGGAAGAUGUGGUAGGCACCAGGGUCUCCCAAUAUAUUCCAAAUUUCUAGAGACAUCACAGGUCAAAGAUUACAUGAGGAAUUCACCUGGCAGGGCUGGAAACAGAACAAACAUGGGAUCCUCUACCUCUAAACUUUGGAUGUAUUUACACUAGCCUUAAGAUAAGAGUCUGAGCAUGGGGAGAUACCUCGUGUUUAUAUCUCAAACAUGUUAGGUUCCUCCAGAUACUUUACCCACUGUUAUGAUCCCUACCUCUCAAACAUCACUUAUGAUCCCAAACAUCCCUAGGUUUCUCAAGAUGGGUAACAUGAUCAGGAUGCCAUAAAGGAUGUGUACUUAUACUAUGCUCCCAGACCUACCUGUAUGAUCACAAUGUCAUAAAUGUUUAACUUAUUCUGUUAACUUAUUCUCCCUUGUUUGCCCUACUUGUUUGUUUUCAUUGUCCAUCCUCCUCCCCAUCCUUCCCUUCCAAGUCACUUAGACCCCAUCACUUUAGGAUAUAAAAAUCCUAAACUUUUCUCUGUUCAGGGAGGUAGGUGGUCCUGCAUACUACCUCCCUACCAUUCAACUUAAAUAAAUCUCUCUCUCUUUAAAGGUU
Monodelphis domestica (gray short-tailed opossum) is the source of this 4394-nucleotide messenger RNA. Its product is annotated as protein SET-like. Gene Ontology annotation, biological process: nucleosome assembly. Gene Ontology annotation, cellular component: nucleus. NCBI's taxonomy places the organism in Eukaryota, Metazoa, Chordata, Mammalia, Didelphimorphia, Didelphidae. The record is from RefSeq and is a predicted model, not a curated record.